Messenger RNA from Capsicum annuum, 1853 nucleotides. RefSeq names its product bifunctional protein FolD 1, mitochondrial. The record is from RefSeq and is a predicted model, not a curated record. Gene Ontology annotation, biological process: tetrahydrofolate interconversion. The transcript is spliced from 5 exons. Gene Ontology annotation, molecular function: methylenetetrahydrofolate dehydrogenase (NADP+) activity; methenyltetrahydrofolate cyclohydrolase activity. The coding region runs from base 116 to 1210 and encodes 364 amino acids. Gene Ontology annotation, cellular component: cytosol. Lineage: Eukaryota; Viridiplantae; Streptophyta; Magnoliopsida; Solanales; Solanaceae.
GGUGUCAAUGGUAAAGCGGACAACUAAACACCUAAAAUAAACCUUCUGAAAGCGCAAUCCAAAUCUUGUCCGAAAAGCCGACAGGUAGAGGCUUGAGUUUCUCCUCUCGGAAAAAAUGAUAACUCUGAAAAUGACGCUAAGAAGAAUGCUGUCGGAGAGACGACGGAGCAAUAAUAAAUUAUCAAGAGCUCUAAGUUCGUCUCAGAUUCACCACGCUUCCAGAACCACAUGGUCUCCACCUCUUGUUUCACUUGACCUCCUCGAUGACUGUUCUUCCACUUUCACCCAUUCUCACGCUGCUCCCAUCCAAAAAUGCACAGCCAACGAUAAUGCUAGAAUAAUUGAUGGGAGAUCUGCUGCCGAGGAAAUUAAAUCAAGCAUAGCCAUAGAAGUUAGCAGAAUGAAGGAAUCAAUAGGGAAGGUCCCUGGUUUGGCUGUAAUAUUGGUGGGCCGAGGGCAGGAUUCUCUUGCCUAUGUCCGUAACAAAAUAAUGGCUUGCCAUGAGGUUGGGUUUAAAUUUUCAAUUGCUGAACUCCCUGAGAACUGUACGGAAGAGGAGGUUUGUGAUGCAUUGUCAAAUUAUAACAAGGAUGCAUCAAUUCACGGUAUUCUUGUGCAACUUCCUUUGCCACAGCAUUUUGACGCGGGAAAGAUAUUGAAUGUACUAAGCUUAGAAAAAGAUGUGGAUGGAUUUCAUACACUAAACAUUGGGAACUUGGCCAUUCAGGGUAGAGAACCAUUGUUCAUCCCGUGCACUGCUAAAGGCUGCAUCGAGUUACUGCUCAGGUCUGAUGUUGAAAUAGUUGGGAAGAGAGCUGUAGUGAUUGGGAGGAGCAACAUCGUUGGAUUACCUACAUUUUUGUUGUUGCAGAGGCACCAUGCAACAGUAAGCAUUGUGCAUGCAUAUUCAGAGAAUCCAGAAAUUAUUGCUCGUGAAGCUGAUAUACUUGUUGCAGCUGCGGGAGUACCUAAUUUAGUCCGUGGUAGUUGGUUAAAGCCUGGAGCAGUUGUUCUUGAUGUUGGAAUAAAUCCAAUUGAGGACCCUGAGAGCGAACAUGGUUACCGUUUGAUUGGAGAUGUUUGCUUCAAAGAAGCAGUCAGGAUAGCUUCUGCAGUAACCCCAGUUCCUGGAGGUGUAGGUCCUAUGACAGUUGCAAUGCUUCUUCUGAACACCCUUGAAGCCGCCAAACGUGCACUUCAUUUUCCUUGAUCUAAGGCAGAAGAAAUCCUCCAGACCGCACUUGGUGGGAAUAUACUGGGGAUGUUGUUGUUGUAAGGCAGAAGAACUCCUAUAAUGUUUCAUUUCUUCCUCUCUAUUAGGAACAUGGAGAUUUACUAACUCAAGUUUUGCGCAACCAACCUCUACAUUUUCGGUCGUGUGUCUGGUGGACCAAUCACUACCAUUAGUCAAUCCCGACAUUCAGGGAGGUUCUCAGUUCCCAACCUCUUCAAGUAGCAAUUCCGAUCGAAAGUAGCAGCUGCAGCUUCACUAUUUGGGAUGACGCACUGAGAUAAUGCAUUGGAGGACAAGCGAAUUGCUAAUAAAAUUAGUGUUUGGUUUCUAUAAUGCAGAAAUUAUUUUGUUUAACUAUCUAUAGUUGUGUAUAUUGAUUUGCUCCUUAAGGUUCCUUUGUGAGGAAAGAACCUAGGGAGUUUAAGCAAUGGGAAUUCUAAAGUUUUUCAGGGAAAAACAAAGAUGUCUUCUACGUUUUUCAUAAUAUGUGGAACUAUCGAUGUAAUUUAAUAGUCAUUCGCUGUGAUGCUACAUGAACAUAAGAAAGGAUGAGAGAACAAAAUAACAUGUGAUUCAACAAUUUUAGAUUCAUCUAUACAUAUAUCUGCUUGUGUGGUAA